AAUUGGGAGAAGGUUUUUGAUCGAGGGAUUGAUCGAAGGUUUCUAAUGGAGUAAACCAGAGAGAAAUCGGGAGAAGGUUUUAGAUCGAGAGAGUGGUGUUUAGACCCAUAUAUCCAUCGUCCUUUGACUAUUCGGAAUCCGGUAGUAUAUCGUUUUGUUGAGUGAUCCAUCUUUUCGUUUGUAUGUGUUAUGUUGCAGGGGGCGUACAGAUUUAUUCGUGCAAACCUAUGAAGAUCACAUAAAUUAAGGGAACCCUCUUCGUUAACAUGAAUCCAUAUUUGUUGUCGGUUUCUUUUUCGUUUUCAAUAUAAGUAUUGUAUUUAGCCAGGAACUCUUAGGGUGUUAUCCAUUUUAUUUUAAAGGAAAAUCCGAAUCAUGGGUAUAUUCUUUUGGAUUGUAAUGCAAAUUGUUGUGAAUAAAUAUAUUUGUUAGUUGCUAAUUUCUGCAUUUCAUGUUAAUCAACAAUCACUUUCGAUUUGCUUUUCUUUGUGCAGACGUUACCAUGGAAUUUGUUCGUUGAAGUUUGACGAUGCAGAUUAGAUCAUAAAUUCAACAUUGAAUACAACCAGUGUUUGGAGGAAAUCAAAGCCGAAGAUCACGGUUUGAUCAUAAAAUCUGCAGCGUAAGUUAACUAAAUUCAAUAGCUAUCUACCGUCCAUUGACCUAUGUUGGUUUGUAUUCAUUAAGUGUACAUAGGUGAAGACUGUUGGGUGAAAUCCAAAUCAAAUAUUGACAAAAGAAUCAAGGUAUGAUCCCAUCUAAUGAUAAUUACAUUUAAAUAAUGAAUUUGGUGGAGCAAUUAUUGGACCUUUUGACCGUCCCGUUUUAGUAACAGUUGAAAUUUCAAAAUUCAAAUUAAAAAGAAAUCUGAAAAAAUAAAUAAUCAAUAACCGUUGACACCCACUACCUUGCAGUUUUGUGGAUUUCCAGUAGGGAGCAGUUCCAGAUAAUGCAGUUUUCUUGAGAUCGUUACUCUAUAAAUACACUGAUUUGGCGCGUUUAAAAUAAUUUUUUUAAAAGUUCGUGAUGUGGAAGGUUUAACAUGUAAGUAGAAGUCAGUACUACGACAAUUAUUUAACAAUUCUAUUGAUCCAUCGGUUUAUUUAUUGCAUUACGAAAUCUUUUUAUCAUGCAUCUUUUGUGCCCUCUUCUAUUUGCUUUCUUUGAUUUAAGCUAAUCCAGUUCAAGGUCAGCAAAAAAAUAUGAAAAACGGAAAUACCAAAUAUUGGUUUAGUAAAUGGAAUUUUUUGGGUGAUCAAGUUCUUGGAUGAAAGGUACAUUGCAGGAGAAAAAUACUAUCAUUCACCAACUCUGAUCUAAUGAUCAAUGACGCAAAAAAGAAGUUCACCAGUUUUUCAUGGAGACACACGAAUCAUGAAAAUCAAGGAAAUGAUGGAGUUCACGUGUUCCAUAAUGGUUAUAAUUUGGCGACCCGACCAAAUAGGAGGGUAUCGGGACAACAACGGAGGCGUGCGAGAGAACGUGCAGAAGACGAAACAAUAACCCAAGUCAAUGCAGAUGUACGGGAUCAUCGCACAGGACAACCACAACAUGCAGAAAAUUGUCUUGAAAGAAGGCCAACAACAUUGAAUGAGUCACUAGUCCAGAGGCGUCGACGUAAUACAGAAAGUGAACAUCACGCAGAAGAUCAUCGUAGCAGAGAGAUCCAACAUCAAUCAGUUGCAUAUUGCGAACGACAUGAAAAUUUGCAUAGUGACACAGCAACGGAACAUCACCAGCGGUGUGUUGCUGCGGGAGCACCAACGACGCAAAAUAUAUAUCUAACAUCGCCAACAACAUCUCGAAGAUCAGCAGCCCAGAGGCGGCGUCAUGAGAAAGAAAAACAACUAAAAAAGAGAUGAGAGAACAAGAACGUCGUGAGAGAGAAGCACAAAAUGAAACGGAAGCAGAUGCAGAACGACGACGAAUACUGAAGGGAAAUGGAAAAGAUGUUUGCGAAGAGAAUCCUCAACUGAAACGAAUGCGAUCAAGUGAAAUACAAAUUAGAGAAAGGGAGGCUAUGCGCUCAAGUGGUAUACAAAUUAGAGAAAGGGAAGAUACACCAUAUGCACAUGAAGAUGCAGAGUCUGGCGAAGAGACGGCUAUAUUACAUUGGAUAGUUGGUGUCACAUCAACCGAUCAAAACAUUGAAAUGCCGUCUGUUGGAGAAGAUGAUGUUGUGUCAGAUGAUUACGAAAAUGAUGAAGUAGAUUACGACAGUGAUGAAUUAUGUGAUACAACUACAACUGAGAACCGGGGAGCUGCUCUUACUACUGAUGUGCGCCAUUUUUUGGGACAAAUGGAAGUCAUAUGUCAUCACUGCGGGGUGUUGCACUAGAUGGCAGAAAAACUCACAAAUUCGUCUUUAAUAAACCCGAAAUUUGGAUCAUGUUGUCUCCAAGGAAAAGUUCACCUACCGUUACUGCGUGAACCACCUAUAGCAUUCAGAUAAUUGUUUGAUGGAACCAACGCCGAAUCAGUAUCGUUUCGGACAUAUAUUCGAGAGUAUAAUGCGGCAAAUGCAUUUACUAGCCUUGGAUGCAAACUAGAUACAAGAGCUUUGAAAGGGAGAGGUCCGAGACCUUUAUAAAUACAUGGGGAGUCGAGACAUUUAGACGGCGGUGUUUUACCAGCUCCUGGAACUGAGAGGAGGGCGGUUUACUCCCAACUGUACAUCUAUGAUCCAGCUUUUGCAUUGUUUGUCCGGGGAAAACGAAAUCCUGAGUUAAAUAUGAAUGUCCUACAGACAAUUCAGAAUACUAUGCUCCAAUUCAAUGUUUUUUAUAACAAGUAUCGUCAGGCUUAUGCAAUUUUGGACCAGAUGAGCCCGAUCGACCAGAAUAUCAGAGUUUCCCUUCAAUAUAACAAGACAACCGAUAUUAGGCGUUAUAAUCUUCCGACAGCAGAUGAGAUUGCGGUUAUCAUUCCAGAAAUAACUUAUAAGGAGACUGGGGUGCGAGAUAUUAUAUUUCAUUUGAGAGAAAACAACGGGUUGAAACAAAUUUCGGAGUGUCAUCCGGCGUACUUGCCUUUACAUUAUGUUUUACUAUUUCCUUUUGGUGAGCUGGGAUGGUCACCGACAAUGAGGCAAUGGGAUGCAGUCACCCAAACAUAUACGAAAACCAAAUUAUCUCAAAUGGAGUAUUACAGUUACCGCAUAUUUGAACGCACCAAAGAAUAUUCCACCAUCAUAAGAGCCAGAAACUAUUUCAAGAGUUCUUAGUUGAUGCAUGGGCAGCGACAGAGCAGAGUAAGUUGGCAUGGCUCAGAUUCAACCAACCAACUUUGCGUUCUGACCAAUACAGUUGCAUUGCUGAUAUGACAAAUGCUGAUUUGAAUCCAGGUGAUAGAGGUAAUCCUAUUAUUUUACCAUCUUCACACACUGGGAGCGGAAGGCAAUUAGAGUGUCACCGAUCGUCCUGAUUUGGUGGCUCGAGUUUUUGAGCUGAAAAGAAAAGCAUUGAUGAAAGAAAUAAAGGAAAAAAAGGUGUUCGGCACGGUUGUCGCCCAUGUUUAUACAAUCGAGUUUCAGAAACGAGGGCUACCACAUAUGCAUGCUCUUAUAUUUUUAAAAGAUUCGGAAAAAAUUCGUACGACAGACAUGGUUGAUAGAUUUGUUUCUGCUGAAUUUCCUGAUGAGAAAAAUGACCCAAUACUGUUUGACACCGUAAGCAAAUGUAUGGUUCAUGGUCCAUGUAGAGAACGAGAUCCAGGUGCAGCAUGUAUGUCAAAAGGAAAAUGUACGAAAGGAUAUCCAAAGAAGUACACUGACACAACAACUUUGGACGAGGGUGGGUAUCCCAGUUAUCGUCGUCGUCGGGAUGGAAUAGAAGUAAUUGUCAGAAACAACAAAAAGGCGUAUAAUAUAGAUGUUGUACCCUAUAACCCGCAUCUCUCAAGAAUGUUCAAUUGCCACAUCAAUGUUGAAAUAUGUGCAGGCAUUAGAGCUGUAAAAUAUAUUAACAAAUACAUUCAUAAAAAGGGUGACCGAGCUACGAUGGUUUUGAGAGAACAUGACGAGAUUCAACAAUAUAUUGAUGCAAGGUACAUUGGACCACCUGAGGCUGUGUGGCGUUUACUUGAGUACCACUUGCAUGAAGAAUAUCCUGUUGUACAUCGGUUGGCAGUUCAUUUACAGAAUCAGCAACGGGUUGUUUACAACGCAAGGCAAUCAAUGACCUCGGUUAUACGAACAACACAAGAACAUAAGACGACUUUGAUGGGUUAUUUUGAAUAUUAUGCUAAAAAUCCUACUGCUCCGGCCUAUACUUAUCAAGAGUUCCCGCAACACUUUGUAUGGAGUAAAAAGGCUAACGAGUGGAAAAUUAGACAACAAGGAUUUGCAAUUGGAAGAAUGUAUUUUGUUAGCCCUAAUGCUGGAGAGUUGUACUACUUACGUAUGUUACUCACAACUAUUAGAGGUGCUAAUGCUUUUGAAGACUUGAAGACUGUAAGUAAUGGAGACGUAGACGAGGUGCACAAUACGUUUCAAGAUGCAUGUAUUGCACUUGGGAUUUUAGCACAUGAUGGAGAAUCAGAAAAAUGUCUUCAAGAAGCAGUGGUUAUGCAAACUGGAAAUCAGCUGAGGAAACUAUUUUGUAUUAUCCUAUCGCAAUGUAAUCCAUCAAGACCGGAGGUGUUGUGGGCGAAAUUUGGAAUGAAUAUAUGCGAUGAUCUACCACAUAGAUUGCGAACAAGGUUUAACAUCCAGAAUCCAACAGAUGAACUGGCAAUGGAUUACAGAUUAUACUUGUUGGAUCAACUACUUCAACGAUCUGGAAAAAAACUAGAAAAAUAUGAAUCAAUGCCGAGACCAAGACAUGAUUGGGGUCAAAUAGUAGGUAACAGAUACAUUUGGGACCAUAGACAACUUCAGUUUGCAUUAAGUGAUUCGGUGAUUCAGUCAGAUAUUGAGAAAUUGAAUGUCGCACAACGUUUGGCGUACAAUGCGAUAGUGGAAUCUGUGAAUGAUCGCAAUGGACGAAUGUUUUUACUGAAUUGCAGUGCAGGGACUGGAAAAACUUUUUUGUAUAACACAAUAGCAAGAAGAUGUCGUAAAGAUGGAAAAAUAGUCUUAAUUGUUGCUUCAUCUGGUAUGGCUUCACUACUUCUUGAUGGAGGUCGAACGACACAUUCCACUUUUAAGAUUCCAUUUGAAGUCCAAGACGAUAACAGUAUUAGUAUUAGUAAAGACUCGUAUUAUGCCCAGCUGCUUAAAGAAGUAAGAUUGAUCAUAUGGGAUGAAGUUUCAAUGCAACAUAGAUUUUGUGUGGAAGCAGUUGAUCGCCUACUACGAGAUAUUCGCAGUGAUGACAGACACUUUGAAGGUGUAACAGUCGUCUUGGGUGGAGACUUUAGACAUACUUUACCAGUGGUCUCGAAUGCAAGUCGAGAACAAACUGUUGGAGCAUCUAUAAGAGGUUCAUUGCUUUGGGAUUACAUUACUGUAUUGACGCUAAACCAAAAUAUGCGAUUGGAGCAGGAACCGGAAAAUUUGGAGUUUGCUGACUACUUGCUUGAGAUUGGAACGAACCCUAAAGAGGUUGUUAAUCUGCCAUCGAUAGUGGGUAGAUGUCAAAACAUGCAUGAGCUAAUAUCUUCGGUGUAUCCUCUAUUGGUAAUGGACGAAUCAAUGUCACCCGAAUACUUAUCCGAGAGGAUCAUUUUAUCUCCACGUAAUGAAGACGUCCAUAAGAUUAAUAUGGAUGCAUUAGAAAGAGUACAUGGGGAGACUUACACGUAUUUUGCUGCUGACAAAAUGAUUCGGGAUGAUCAUGGAAGGGAUUCGGAUUUUACAACUGAAUUUCUCAACAAUUUAAGUCCACCAGGAACACCUCCAUUUAAGCUAGACCUCAAAGUUGGAUGUCCCAUUAUGUUGCUGAGAAAUCUGGCACCGAAAGAAGGCCUUUGUAAUGGUACAAGACUGGUGGUGACGAGGUGCGGACGACACGUGAUUGAAGCUAAAAUCAUAACUGGAGAAAAAGCUGGUGAAGUAUUAUUCAUCCCUAGAAUAACUUUUCAACCUUCAGCUUCAGAGCUAAACAUACAAAUGGAAAGACGCCAAUUUCCCAUACGCGUUACAUAUGCGAUGACUAUUAACAAAUCCCAGGGACAAUCGGUGAAGUAUGUGUGAAUUGAUUUACGCACUCCAAUAUUUAGUCAUGGUCAGUUAUAUGUCGCAUUGUCCAGGUGUACUGCUGCAAGGAGAAUUACUUUAUUAUUUCCAAAUGAA
Papaver somniferum (opium poppy) is the source of this 6232-nucleotide messenger RNA. RefSeq lists its product as uncharacterized. Gene Ontology annotation, molecular function: DNA helicase activity. The transcript is spliced from 8 exons. Bases 3464 to 6133 code for a protein of 889 amino acids. Gene Ontology annotation, biological process: telomere maintenance; DNA repair. Lineage: Eukaryota; Viridiplantae; Streptophyta; Magnoliopsida; Ranunculales; Papaveraceae. The record is from RefSeq and is a predicted model, not a curated record.